Zasmidium cellare ATCC 36951 is the source of this 765-nucleotide messenger RNA. RefSeq lists its product as uncharacterized. Gene Ontology annotation, biological process: DNA replication; double-strand break repair via break-induced replication. Lineage: Eukaryota; Fungi; Ascomycota; Dothideomycetes; Mycosphaerellales; Mycosphaerellaceae. The record is from RefSeq and is a predicted model, not a curated record. Bases 1 to 765 code for a protein of 254 amino acids. Gene Ontology annotation, cellular component: nucleus; GINS complex. The transcript is spliced from 2 exons.
AUGGCGCUCCUCCUUCCUCCCGGCCUCACGCCAAACGAAGUCGGCUUCUUAUGCGAAAUGGAGCUUGUCACGGUGAUCCCACGACAACGACUAGACUCCCUCGAGUUGCUUGGUGGACCAACAGAAGCUCUCAAACCGCCCUUCCCAGCCCAGCUACCACUCUGGCUCGCUCUCCUCCUCAAACGCCAGAAACGAGCCAAUAUCUCCCCCCCGCCAUGGCUUAGCGUCCCCGCUCUAGAGCAGAUCCUCGACUUCGAGACCGAUAACAACUUCGCCGGCGUCUUCUCGCCUAGUCCAGACUUGCCAGCUCCUAGAUCAAGCGUGAACAUGCCAGAAGAUCCAUAUCUCAGCAAUCACACGCUGGAGAUGUCCGCUCCUUUCCUGAAGGACUCGAGUACUUCGCGAGCACAAGAGAACGCAUUGCCAUACCACUGGCUGGAGCUUUCACAUCUCCUGCUCACACACGCGGCCGACGAUUUCGACGAUCCGGACUCAGUCAGACGGCUUGUAAGAGAUUUGCGAGAAGUCAGGAUGAGCAAGUUACGGAAAGGUUUCAAGGUCUUGGAGUCGAGUGCGGGUGUGAAGAUGAAUGGGGUUGGUGGCAUGGAGAUUGCAGAAGUCAGAGGGUUUGUGGGUGGUGUUGUGGAUGGAUUGAGGAGGAUCAAUAAGUCGAGGGAAGAGGCGAGGAGAGAUCAGAUGGAGGAGGGAGGAGGGUUUGGGAGCAGUGGGAGAUAUGCGGAUGAUGACGAUGAUAUGGAGUUAUGA